AUGAAGUGACACAUGGAUCCCGACCCUAUCUGUGCCUUUUCCUAUGUUUGCGAAUUAAAUGAAGCAUUCAUAAACCAUAACUGAAGAAAACUAAGGAAGGAAGGAAGAGUGAGCGUGAAAGAUGCCUUGGGCGAGGCUUUCAGGGUCUCCAAGGCUCGACGUUGCUAUUGACAUGGGCAAUCCAUUUCUCAAUCUCACUGUUGAUGGUUUCCUUAAGAUCGGAGCUGUCGCAGCCACGCGAUCAGCUGCUGAAGAUACUUAUCAUAUUAUCCAAAAGGGGAAUAUCUCAAGUCAUGAUUUCGAGAAAACGUUGAAGAAGAUGUGCAAAGAAGGUGUAUAUUGGGGAACUAUAGCUGGCGUUUAUGUUGGAAUGGAAUAUGGGGUAGAGAGGAUCCGUGGCACCAGAGAUUGGAAGAAUGCCAUGAUUGGGGGUGCAGUAACUGGGGCCCUGGUAUCUGCAGCCAGCAACAACAAGAAAGACAAAAUUGCAAUAGAUGCCAUUACUGGGGCAGCAAUUGCUACUGCUGCAGAGUUCAUAAAUUACCUUACCUGAAUGAAUGAAAGUGGAUGUCUUGCUGGUUUUCUUGCAUGUUUUGGAAAAGGAUUGCACACUCAGUCUCUCUUUAGUCAUACUCUGUACCGGUUCCGUCUUUGAUAUUGGUGCAGUUACUUCUAAGAUAUGCUAUUUAUUUAACUUUCUAUAAAACCCAUGUUUUGAUAAAUUAUAUUGGCCAUUCGGUUUUCUGCAUGUUAGUAGCUUUGCCUUGCAAUUUAGUCAAGCUAGACUUGUGCAAUUUUGUCAAAGCAUGUUCAGUUCGAUUUAGUCUUUGGGUUUUGGAAUAAUGAAGGUUCUGGAUGAACAGGUUUUCAAAUUUAAUCCUUUUCUGCUGACAGGU
Molecule: messenger RNA, 896 nt
Organism: Glycine soja
Lineage: Eukaryota; Viridiplantae; Streptophyta; Magnoliopsida; Fabales; Fabaceae
Product: outer envelope pore protein 16, chloroplastic
Exons: 6
Coding region: 122-553 (143 amino acids)
Biological process (GO): protein import into chloroplast stroma
Cellular component (GO): chloroplast outer membrane
Molecular function (GO): amino acid transmembrane transporter activity
Source: RefSeq, a predicted model, not a curated record